Messenger RNA from Dendrobium catenatum, 771 nucleotides. Its product is annotated as 60S ribosomal protein L32-1. Gene Ontology annotation, biological process: translation. Gene Ontology annotation, cellular component: cytosolic large ribosomal subunit; ribosome. Lineage: Eukaryota; Viridiplantae; Streptophyta; Magnoliopsida; Asparagales; Orchidaceae. The transcript is spliced from 5 exons. Gene Ontology annotation, molecular function: structural constituent of ribosome. The record is from RefSeq and is a predicted model, not a curated record. Bases 155 to 556 code for a protein of 133 amino acids.
UGAACCGAUUGGACGGUGUCUGAUGCCCUAAUCGUGUCACCACUUCCUGAGUUAUAUAUAUUCUGCAAACCCUAAAGAACAUUCUUCGACACCGGCGCGCGGUUGGAGCAGCCUUAUUCACUUUUUCACGGAUUUUUCUUAAUCCUUUGAAGAAAUGGCGGUUCCGCUGCUCAACAGGAAGAUCGUGAAGAAGCGUGUGAAGAAGUUUAAGAGGCCCCAGAGCGAUCGCAAGAUCUGCGUGAAGCCAAACUGGAGGAGGCCUAAAGGUAUCGACUCUCGUGUGCGGAGAAAGUUCAAAGGAUGCACUUUGAUGCCCAACAUUGGCUACGGUUCUGAUAAGAAAACACGCCACUUUUUGCCAAACAAGUUCAAGAAGUUUGUAGUUCACAAUGUCUCCGAACUGGAAUUGCUUUUGAUGCACAACAGGACAUACUGUGCUGAGAUUGCACACAACGUUUCAACCCGAAAACGCAAGGAUAUUGUGGAGCGAGCAGCACAGCUUGAUAUUGUAGUCACCAACAAGCUUGCCAGGCUACGCAGCCAGGAAGAUGAGUAGUGAACUUCAGUCAUUUGAAUUUAUAUUCCUGAAGCUUUUUAACUUAUUAUUAUCCUUUGAAUCAGAGUCAGAUCUUGUUAUUUUUGCUUAGUAAGAAGAAUGCUUUUCUGUAGUUGCACUCUUUGAAUUUUAUCUUCUGUUGAAUAUGAAUUGUUCUCAAUUAUCAUUUGUUUCUUGUUGGUUUUUUGCGGGUAAAAUCAAUAUUUUGAUUAUAA